UCAGCCAACAAAGCUGGGAGUUGAAGUCCAACAGGUCUUAAAGCAGCCAAGGUUGGAGACCCCUGCACUAGGAUAUGAUCCUGUGUCCAGAUGAGAUCACUGUGAAAAGGAUCUAAUUCAAUGGUUCUCAACUUUGGCAAGUUUUAAGAUGUUUAGAGCUCAGUUUUCCAGGAUUCCCUAGCCAGCCUUCCUCAAACCUUCCUGUACAAGUCUCCUGCGUGAGCAGAGGGUUGGACUAGAUGACCUUCAAGGUCCCUUCCAACUCUGUUACUGUUCAAUGUUAAAGAAGAGACUUUGACUUCAAGGAAGGCCUCUUUCAGCUCCUUUUUCGUGGAAACCUACCCCGGAGGGUAUUUACAUUCGCGCUGACAUAUGUCUGUCUAAUCAGUUCUCAAGGGGGCAUUGAGGACCCUCGGGUCCCGAUUCCUAGAGUGGCAAGUUCCGGUCCGCCAAGCCAUUGUACCGGAUGCGCGUUGCGCCAGCUUCCGGGCGCUGCGGCCUCGGAGGCGGCGCUACAUCCGGUAGCGAUGGAGGAGGAGGCCUCCGGGUCUCGCUCCGAAGCCGCCCAGGCGCCCCGCUCUCCGUCAGGGGUGGCCGAGGAGGAGGAGGAAGUAUCCCCCCGUGAGUGGAGCGAGGCGCAAUUCCGGCACUACGGCUUCGCCACGCGGCCCAUCGCCCGCCUGCGCCACGGAGACCCCCGCGCCGAGGAACUGCUGGAGAAGGAGGAGCCGGUGGUGCUCACUGACACCAAUCUGGUUUUUCCCGCCUUGAAAUGGGAUCUGGAUUACCUUCAUGACAACAUUGGGAGUGGGGACUUCUCGGUGUACCGAGCCAGCACCCACAAAUUCCUGUACUACGAUGAGAAGAAGAUGGCAAACGUGAAAAACUUCAAACCAAAGUCCAGCAGGGAGGAGAUGAAGUUCAGGGAUUUCAUGGCACAACUCCAGGAAAUCGAGCAGCAGGGAAGCGGAGAAAGGCUAUAUCUCCAGCAGACCUUAAAUGACACGGUUGGAAGGAAAAUUGUGGUAGAUUUCCUGGGCUUUAAUUGGAAUUGGAUUAAAAGACAGCAGAUGAAGCGAGGCUGGGGUCAGCUGACAUCCAACUUACUACUGAUUGGCAUGGAAGGAAAUGUGACACCAGCUCACUACGAUGAACAGCAGAAUUUCUUUGCCCAGAUUAAAGGAUACAAACGGUGUAUUCUAUUUUCACCAGACCAGUUUGAAUGCCUUUAUCCUUAUCCUGUGCACCAUCCAUGUGACCGGCAAAGCCAGGUUGACUUCGACAAUCCUGACUAUGAGAAGUUUCCUAAUUUCCAGAACAUAGUUGGCUAUGAAACCGUAGUUGGCCCAGGCGAUGUGCUUUAUAUUCCCAUGUAUUGGUGGCAUCACAUUGAGUCACUGCUGAAUGGAGGAAUUACCAUCACCGUAAACUUUUGGUACAAGGGUGCUCCAACUCCUAAAAGGAUUGAAUACCCCCUAAAGGCUCAUCAGAAAGUGGCUGUAAUGAGGAACAUAGAGAAAAUGUUGGGGGAAGCGCUUGGAAAUCCACAAGAGGUGGGUCCCCUGUUGAAUAUGAUGAUCAAAGGACGGUAUGACUAAUCGCGGACUUCCGCAGGAUAUUGGCGCUAUUUCACCUAAAUGGGGAAGAUAUUAAGCGCUAAUAUUGCACGCGGCACUUAAAAACAGAUGGAUUCCCGGUCCAGCUCUGAUACACUCCACCCAUCAAGGGGAAUGCCUAGAACUCUGAACUCCACUCGUCACUCCUUCAACUUCACCAAACUUUGUUGAAUAAUUCAUCCUUACUAAGGAAGAACCCGUCAUCAGUCACUCCAUGAUCUCCGUCUGCCUAGAUGCAACCAUUGGCACCUGGUACUUGGCGAUAUUUAUUUGUGAAUAGCACCUUUGUGAUUGCCUACAUAAGAGUUACCUAGAGGAACAAUUUUGAUUUCCUUUUCUCUAUUUCCAU
This is a messenger RNA of Thamnophis elegans (Western terrestrial garter snake), 1965 nucleotides long. RefSeq names its product hypoxia inducible factor 1 subunit alpha inhibitor (gene HIF1AN). Gene Ontology annotation, molecular function: peptidyl-histidine dioxygenase activity; [protein]-asparagine 3-dioxygenase activity; ankyrin repeat binding. Gene Ontology annotation, cellular component: cytoplasm; nucleus. The coding region runs from base 528 to 1598 and encodes 356 amino acids. The record is from RefSeq and is a predicted model, not a curated record. NCBI's taxonomy places the organism in Eukaryota, Metazoa, Chordata, Lepidosauria, Squamata, Natricidae. The transcript is spliced from 8 exons. Gene Ontology annotation, biological process: negative regulation of Notch signaling pathway; peptidyl-aspartic acid hydroxylation.